This is a messenger RNA of Aegilops tauschii subsp. strangulata, 1209 nucleotides long. RefSeq names its product protein FAR1-RELATED SEQUENCE 5-like. The record is from RefSeq and is a predicted model, not a curated record. NCBI's taxonomy places the organism in Eukaryota, Viridiplantae, Streptophyta, Magnoliopsida, Poales, Poaceae.
AUGGGUGCAACGGUCGAAGCAACUACACAUCCAGCGGCAGCAACAAAGACGGAUGAACACACGCUUUUUGACACUAACACCGCAGGUGGAACAGGUGGGACUGUUGGAAACAGUUUGGCAGGCUUGGUUGGUGAGAACGAUGAUGACGCAUGGUCACAGCCCAAGGAACCUUACGUGGGGAUGAGGUUUGACACUUUGGAAGGUGCAAAGGAGCACUACAAUGCGUAUGCUCUGCAGCUUGGGUUUUCCAUCAAAAUGAAUACAGCAAGGAGAACUGGCGCCACUCGUAUGUUGGUAAAGCAGCAAUUUGUUUGCAACAAGUUUCGGAAACCUACAGAGGACGAUGGAGGUGUAGAAAAGCCCCCUGUCCUAGACAAAAUUGUUGAUCAGGCAGAACAUGUUGACGAAGAUCAUGAUAUUGUCUUUCUUGAUGAUGAAAGGCGUAUGAUGCAUAUUAUGUCAGACUUCUAUGGCACAGAGCUGAUCGUCCCCUAUGGUACUAAGCACAUUACAAACCUGAAGACAAUGUUAAACAAAGAUGCCACCAAAGAAGGAGAUAUGAUUGAGACAGUUGCCUACUUCAAAGAUCAACAAAAAGAUGAUCCAGACUUGUUUUAUAAGAUAAAGUACGAUGAGGAGGACAGGGUGGAGAACAUUUUCUGGGUUGACGGUGCAGCUAGGAAAGCUUAUGUCGAGGCUUACCACGAUUGCAUCUCGUUCGACACUACAUACAUGACUAACAUGUACAACAUGCCCUUUGCCCUGUUUAUUGGAAUUAAUAGACACGGGCAGUUGUUCAUGUUGGGCUGUGGCUUUGUUAGGCAAGAAAUGGCAUCGAGCUUUGAUUGGUUGUUUGAGACGUUCCUUGAGGCAAUGAAUGGUAUAGCACCAACCAACAUCAUAACUGACCAAGACAUUGCGAUGGCACAAUCCAUCAAAAAGAUGUUUCCUACGAGUGUGCAUCAUUGUUGCCGUUGGCAUAUAAUGAAGAAGGCACAAGAGAAGCUUGGAUCAAUGUUGGUGCGAAACCCUGGUUUGUCGCGUGAUUUCAAUGAAUGUGUUGACUUCAGCUUGACACCAGAGGAGUUUGAGACAGGAUGGAAUGCUCUCUUGUUGAAGUAUGAGGUUUACCCCAACCAGGAGUGGGUUGUGAAGUAUGGAUCUAGAAGCUACUACGUGACAUGUGAACCAAGUGUUGAAGACAAUUGA